GCAUAUUAUCAUUCUUGUACAUUCAAUCGGUUGUGUUGUUUAAAAUAAAUCGAUUGUAGCAAAAUAACGUUGUUUUCAAUUUGGUGUGGGCAAAAAUGGACAAUCAAUUUCGGAAUUUCAAAGACUUUCUUCAAUUGUACAACAAAUUGACUGAAAUGUGCUUUUCACAUUGUACCGACAAUUUUUUCACACGACAAUUAACAACCGAGGAAUCGAAUUGCUUGGAUAAAUGCGUUCUGAAAUUCAGUAAUGUAAAUCAAAGAGUGAUGACUAACUAUGUUCACUACCAAGGAAUUAUCAACGAACGACGAGUGAAAGAAAUGGAAGAACAAAUGAAAGCAAACGAAGCUGCCGCUUUGGCUGCCUCUAAUGUUCCAACCACUGAUGCUAGUACUUUGACACCAAAUGAUAUGGACAUUUCGUCCAGCAUAUCGGCUGUGAAUUCGGAGGAAACUCAAAGUCAAAGUCAGAAUUUGGCCACAUAGGAUUUAUUGCGAUAAUCAUUUUCUAAUUCAAACUGACACACCUGUAUGGAACUGUUCAGUUAAUUUUUAGUUAAUUCUAUUGAUAAAUAACCAAAGUAGAUGUUAAAGAUGCAAGUGCACUAAAAAUAAUAAAAUUAAAUAAACAAAAGAAAUGUCUACUUUGA
This is a messenger RNA of Contarinia nasturtii (swede midge), 649 nucleotides long. RefSeq names its product mitochondrial import inner membrane translocase subunit Tim10B. Lineage: Eukaryota; Metazoa; Arthropoda; Insecta; Diptera; Cecidomyiidae. Gene Ontology annotation, cellular component: mitochondrial intermembrane space chaperone complex. The transcript is spliced from 2 exons. The record is from RefSeq and is a predicted model, not a curated record. The coding region runs from base 96 to 485 and encodes 129 amino acids.